UUUAAAUCAUAUGGUCUUGUCAAGCUGUUAAUAUAAUAAUGUAGAAAAAAAGAUGUUUUGUAUCCAUAUGAUAAUAGAAUACGAUUAAGAACAUUACAGAGAAAAAAAAAAAAAAAGGAAAUUGGAUUUAUACAUCCCUCAAAAUGCUUAGAAAUCUGACCUAUGCAUUCAAAUCUUCCUCAUAUGUCUACCCACUUGUCCGUCUGCCUCUCAACGGAAUGAAAUAUUCGACCAAAGGGCCAAAUCAGGAAGGACCCACAGAGGAAGAGCUCACUGAGGAAGGACCCGCAGAGAAAUCGGCCCUUGACCAAUCAUUCAAUGUUCCCCAUAUCAACAAGAGUAUCAAAGAUGUUCUCAAAGAUUUAGAUGAAAUGGAAACAAUGGUGCACAAAAGGAGUUGGUCAAAUUUGGGAGAUAUCUUAAGCCGUAUAAGAGAUAAGAUAACCAGUCUGCUCGGCAAGGUCGAGAAGAAAAGUGUUCCCGAAGAAAAGAGCUCGUGGUGGGGAAAUAAAGAGGAGAAGUAACCAAGAGAUGUCUGACUGAUAAAAUUUAAUAAAGGUUUAUAAAUUACUUUAUUUUAAAUAUAUAAAAAUUAAGGAGGUAGUUAAUGUACGUUUAAAGUUUAAAUCUAUACAUAUACAUGUAGGGAGUAUCUCAGUUAAAAAU
Molecule: messenger RNA, 666 nt
Organism: Nezara viridula (southern green stink bug)
Lineage: Eukaryota; Metazoa; Arthropoda; Insecta; Hemiptera; Pentatomidae
Source: the annotation of a GenBank genome assembly